AAGAACCGAUUCAGCCCGGCGAAGUAUUUUGACUGAGGAGGAGUAUUGUUGGACCAAUGCGCUUCAGCUUUACUGCCGAGUCCAUCAGCUGAACAACACCCGCUGAUUCAGAAUAUUUGAGCUGUGGUAUCAAAAUGGAUGCUGACAAUGAAGCCAAAGGCGAUGGCAUGUUAUUUUCAGGUAAGGUGAGCGACCAGACGAUGCAGAACCCACAAGCGUUGGCAGCUCUUCAGGACAAAAUAGACAGUGUCUCACAUAGUGCUUCCAUCAUGGACAGCUUACCAAAGUCUGUGAAAAGAAGAGUCAAUGCCUUAAAGAAUCUUCAGGUUAACAGCACGCACAUCGAAGCCAGGUUUUACAAGGAGGUGCAUGAGCUGGAGAGAAAGUAUAGCUCUCUUUAUCAGCCAUUAUUUGACAAAAGAAGAAACAUUGUCUCUGGAGAAGUGGAACCCACUGAUGAGGAGUGUGAAUGGCAGAGUGACCAUGAGGAGGAAGCAGCAUUAGCAGAAGAUCUAAAGAAGAAAGCUGCUAUAGAGGAAAAGACAGAAGAUGCUAAUGAGGAAAAGCCCAAAGGAAUUCCAGAGUUUUGGCUCACCAUAUUCCGGAGUGUGGACAUGUUGAGCGAUAUGCUGCAGGAGCAUGAUGAACCAAUACUGAAGCAUCUUCAAGAUAUUAAAGUGAUUUUUUCUGCUCCUGAUCAGCCCAUGAGCUUCACAUUAGAGUUCCAUUUUGAACCCAAUGAAUACUUCACCAACACGGUCCUCACAAAAGUAUACAAGAUGAAGUCAGAGCCAGAUGCAGAGGAUCCGUUUUCUUUUGAGGGACCAGAAAUCAUCGACUGUGAGGGGUGUGAAAUUGAUUGGCACAAAGGCAAAGAUGUGACUGUAAAAACGAUCAAGAAGAAACAGAAGCACAAAGGCAGAGGGACAGCGAGGGUCAUCACCAAACAAGUGCCCAAUGAUUCCUUUUUCAACUUUUUCAACCCUAUUAAAGUUUCACCAGAUAAGGAGUUGGAUGAGGAUUCGGAGUAUACCUUAGCCACGGAUUUUGAAAUCGGCCAUUUCUUCAGGGAAAGAAUCAUUCCGAGAGCAGUUUUGUAUUUCACCGGAGAAGCCCUGGAGGAUGAUGAAAGUUUUGAAGAGGAGGAAUUGGACGAGGGUGAAGAGGAGGACCAAGAAGAGGAGGACGAAGACGAUGAAGAGGAGGGAGAUUCCAAGUGACAGGCAUAAGUCAUUCUCACCUCAUACAUUUCUAGACCGGGGAUCCUCAGCCUGCAGAGUGCAAACAACAGUAGUUGGAUCACUCACUCCUGCCACUGUCAAACCCCAUCAGCUCACCUAGAAUCAGCCCUAUAGCGCGGCGGAUAUUCUCUGAUGAGCACACCAUCCAACAAAACCAAACAUGGUGAUGCAGUACAUUGGUAAAAUAGUUUUUUUGUUUUUUUUUUUAUUCUACAAAAUGUGCUCUAAAGUUCAGUUGCUAUACAACAACACUAUAGAUAAAUUGGGCAAUUCCAGGCUUCAGAAUGUACAUAUAUACAUAAAUAAAUGUUAAACUAUUUUUUAAUUCAUGAUUUAGACAUGUACAGACAUAAUGACUUCAGAUAUGUCAUUGCAUAGCCAGAAAAAGAAAAGGAAAAAAAAAACCUUGUGGGUUUGAAACGAUCUCGCAAGCAUUGUCUUCACAUUCAAACAGGUGAUAUUUUAAGCCUGAAUAAAAUAAAUGGGAUUGUAUUUUAACUUCCUGUGCACAUCUAACCUUUGUCAAGGUUGUUUUGCAUUAACAAAAAGUUUCUCCUCUCAUUUUUGAAGUGUUCUGUGUCAUGGGCAUAACCAUUUUUUACGCAGUAUAUCUAUUUAUGUACUUUUUGAACAAAACUGCAUGUUUAUGCACUUAUUUAUUAACGGAAUGUGCUAGCUAGCUAGCCAGUCCAACUAAUGUAUCAGCGAUAUCUUGCAGCCAUCAAGCAAUUGUGUUUAACCAUAUCCAGCCUCUUUGCAAUAUAAAUAUCUUAACAUUUCCAUCUUCAUUUUGACUUUCCCUUGAAGGUCGUAAUUUUAAAAAAAAAACAAAAAAAAACUGCACUCCUCUGCAUAAGUAUGCCCAGUCGAUGUAGUCUCAUUUUUUAAUAUAAUUGUAUUUCACUAUACGUUAUAUCCAUAAUGCUGGAAUUGCUCAAUUUAGAUAAGUAUUCAAAGACGAUAGGGCAAAAGUCCACUGUCAAUGGUUGCUGAAUUCUGAGUGAACUGCUGAUGUCCUGAAAGUCACAUUCUGUGAUCACAUCUUCAAGAUACAACAUCACGUCCCAAAAUUGACUGAUUUAAUUUAUUUAGUGACUUAAUCUCAUAGGUUACUCAGGGUUUUUUAUGCCAAGAUGACAGUGUGCUAGUAUCCAGCAUUGUGAAACUGUUGAUAUCUAACCCGCUUCAUGUUCUCUUUUGUCUUGUAAAAGAAGGAAGACUUUUGAAAUGUGGUUUUUAGUUAUAACUGAGUUAUUUAUAUAUCUUUUCCAUCUUUAUAUUAUUGUUUUGAACUUUAUGUCUUAGUCUUGUGCUUCUUGGUGGAUCCCUGAGAGAAUAUGUUUUGCUGAUGUAUGUACUGUACCCAGUUGAUUAUAGCCCCUUUUAGCAUUUUAAAAUGCUUUUGCUGUACUGCCCAAGCACUUACAAAAAAAAAAAAAAAAAAAAGAAUUAAACAAAUACUUUUAUUGCCAAAA
This is a messenger RNA of Puntigrus tetrazona (Sumatra barb), 2716 nucleotides long. RefSeq names its product nucleosome assembly protein 1-like 4b (gene nap1l4b). NCBI's taxonomy places the organism in Eukaryota, Metazoa, Chordata, Actinopteri, Cypriniformes, Cyprinidae. Gene Ontology annotation, cellular component: nucleus; chromatin. The transcript is spliced from 15 exons. Gene Ontology annotation, molecular function: chromatin binding; histone binding. The record is from RefSeq and is a predicted model, not a curated record. Gene Ontology annotation, biological process: nucleosome assembly. The coding region runs from base 135 to 1220 and encodes 361 amino acids.